Molecule: messenger RNA, 364 nt
Organism: Salvia hispanica
Lineage: Eukaryota; Viridiplantae; Streptophyta; Magnoliopsida; Lamiales; Lamiaceae
Source: RefSeq, a predicted model, not a curated record
CCAUAAUUAAAACUUAAUCAAUCAUGUUCAUACAUAUAUGGAGCAUAUAGAUAAAAUAUGUGCGAUGCGCGCUAGCACGCAGGAGUCUUCGGUGCGAUUCAGCUGUGUUCACGGAGAAGAAUUGGAUAUGGAAGCUUCCUCCCGUCAUAAACUACUCCUUCGUGGGGCCAAUUCACAGAAAGAUGGAGGGCAAUGCUCAAAAGGAUUCGUCAAAACCGAAGCCAAUGCAGGGCAGCAUGAUCCCCCCUCUGAGGCCGACACUACUCGAAACAUAGAUGCAAGGCAGCUGAAAUUCAAUUAUGUUUUGGUCAUGGUCCUCAUAUUUCUCAUUCCACCACUCGCAGCCUUUAUGCUUUUUCAGUGA